This is a messenger RNA of Kwoniella botswanensis, 1305 nucleotides long. RefSeq lists its product as uncharacterized. The coding region runs from base 1 to 1305 and encodes 434 amino acids. Lineage: Eukaryota; Fungi; Basidiomycota; Tremellomycetes; Tremellales; Cryptococcaceae. The record is from RefSeq and is a predicted model, not a curated record. The transcript is spliced from 6 exons.
AUGCACUUCUCCACACGAAAUGCUUUCUACCUUCGGGCAUCGAAUUAUCGAGUUAUCCCACUAUUCCUGUAUCUGGACGAGCGGCAUGUCGACUGGAUGUCCGAACGAGUACUUCAGCUAGUCAUAGGUGCUUUGCAGCCGAAGAUGACGGAAUUACUCUUCACCGCUCGAGGUCAGAAGAAGCACAAAGUGCACGUGGAAAGGGGAGAGGGAUAUCAAUUCUGUUAUUUCUUGCGGACCACAACCAGAACGGAAGUGGUUUUGUUAAAGGAAAAAUCAUUCUCGCUGCGUCCUCCCACGCCUCCUCUCGAGGUCAUACCAGAACAAUCGCCCUCAAAGCGUAAAGCGCCCUCCUCAUCCGGUCGAUCUUCAAAGGCUCCUCGUCGAGCUCGUACAAGGUCCAGAUCUGUAGCAACCGAGUUGGAGGAAGUGGAUCAAGCCAACUCACCCGCUUUGCAAACUGUAGAUGAUGGCAAUGAAGAUGCCAUCGACCAAGAUGGCGUUCGGGUCAAAGCCGAGCCGGUGGAUCACGAUGCUGAUCGAACGGAAUCGAUGGAAGAGACAAAUAUCAAAGAUUGGAAACCCGACGUGGAUGUAUCAUAUAAGGGAUUCGGCACCUCGUCUGUACAGCUUGUACUGAUAAUCGAACCGUACCCCCCUCUACCGCCUUCUCAAUACGCUCCUCCGUCGUCUAGACUUUCCUCCCGUUCCGCUUCGAUCGCCUCUGCUCGAUCAAGAUCGAGAUCAAAGCAGGGCACAGGCGCUAUACGAUAUUCCUCCACCUCUCUAUCCCUAGAUUCAGGUGGUCAACGUCGUUCGCAAAGUGUGGCCGAGCCCAAUAUGAGGAACGCCAGUCGAUCUGUCUCGGCGGUUCCCAACUCCAGAAGAGGAGGCACAGCGUCGGUCACUCCGUUCGGAAGGGAGGAUAGCUCGACCCCUGGACCGAGUGGGAGUGCUGGUCGUAGACGGUCGAGUCAAACCCCAUUGUUCAUGCCUCGUGAUACCCCGUUUGAUGAGGAUGAAGAAGAUGAAGAGGCGCACGAGGCAUAUGAAGAAGCGCUGCGAGAAGGUCGUCUGAGAUUACCGUCGGUCAACCGUCCAGCAGGCGAUCAGAGUGGCCUAACGAGGAUGAACGAUGAUGAUGACGAUCUAGAUGAUGUUCCGGAAAGUAUAGUGGAUAUAGGAGAACGUCUGGUCAGGAAUAGUCAGAUCGAGGAAGGGGUGAUACGUGUUCAAGGUGGAUGGGAAGAAAGAGCUGAAGGUGAGGAAAGUGCAGUGAUGGGUAAAGAGGAGCCUGGGGAUUAG